GGGCAUUUGCCCAGUGGCGGGGCAGGGGGUCUCCCUGCAGGAGGACUCCAGGCCAGCGGGAUGGGGGUCGUCUCCAACGAGUCGGAGCUCCGGGACCUGUUCCUGGAAGACGGCUACGAGUACAGCACGGAAUACCCGUCCCCCGCGGAAACGUUCACCUGUCCCCGGGAGACCGGGGCGGUGAUGCGGCCUGCCCUGGCAGCGCUCUACGGCCUGGUCUUCCUGUUCAACGUGGUGGGGAACUCACUGGUGGCGCUGGUGGUCCUCCACAACCGCCCGCACCGCACGGUGACCGACGUCUACCUGCUCAACCUGGCCGGGGCCGACCUGCUCUUCGCCCUGACCCUGCCCUUCUGGGCCGCCUACCAGGUGACCGGCUGGCUCUUCGGCACGGUCCUCUGCAAGCUGGUGUCCGUCCUGCAGGACCUCAACUUCUACAGCGGCGUCCUGCUGCUGGCCUGCAUCAGCGUCGACCGCUACCUGGCCAUCGUGCACGCCACCCGGUCUGCAGCCCACCAGCGCCGCUGGGUCGUCUUCGUCUGCCUGGGCCUCUGGAUCCUGUCCUUCCUGCUGGCCCUGCCCGCCCUGGUCCUCCGGGAUGUCUUCACCCCGCACAACUCCACCCCCGUCUGCUACGAGAACAUGGGCAAAGACACGGCCCGCUGGCGGGUGAUCCUGCGCUUGUUGCAGCAGACCUUCGGCUUCCUGCUGCCCCUCCUGGUCAUGCUCUUCUGCUACGGCCGCACCCUGGCCGUCCUGUUCCGCGCCCGCAUGGGCCAGAAGCACCGGGCCAUGCGCGUCGUCUUGGCGGUGGUGCUGGUCUUCCUGCUCUGCUGGCUGCCCUACAACGUGAUCCUGGUGAUCGACUCCCUCAUGUGGAUCCAAGUGUUGGCUGACAGCUGCGGCCUGCGGGACCACGUGGACCGUGCCCUGGUGGUCACCCCGGUGCUGGGCUACCUGCACAGCUGCCUCAACCCCAUCGUCUACGCCUUCGUGGGCCAGAAGUUCCGGCACAGCCUGCUGAGGAUCCUGGCCGCCCGCGGGUUGGUCAGUAAGGACUUCCUCGUCCGCCACCGGGUCCCGUCCUCCCACAGUUCAUCGUCGGCCAACACGACCACCAUGUGACCGCCCCUGGACCCGACUGCCCUAGGCCUUCAGGUCACCCGUCCCCCUGGCCUUCCCGUUUCCGGCUUCCCUGGCCUUCCCCGAGGGACCCUUCCUUCUGGGAUCUGUCCCCUCUUCUCUCCUCUGGCGUGGGAGGGGACUGAGAGCUCCCACCUGGACCCUGAAGAUCCGAUCCGGGGCCCAAGCAGGCGGUCAGCCACCCCCUCUCCACUCACCACUCCUUUUGUCCCCGGCCCCAAACUGUAUCUGCUGGACCUCAGAUUUUCUCUGCAAAGGGGCCUGGAGAGGGAGGGAGAGGUAAAAGAGAGAUAGGGAUAAUGGGCCGGUGGGGAUCGUUUUCUGGAAAUCCUUUCUCUGAGGGCCGACGGGGAGGACCAUCCGGAUGGCUGGUCCCCUCCCCCACCCUGGAACCCUCCCACGGGACACAAGACACCCCACCUGCCCAGACCCCGCAAUAGGUCGACUCCUGAUGCUCCCCUGGGUCAAGGGCCAGCCCCAAGGGUCGGGGGAUGCCUGACCCCCAAAACCUUCUCUCUGUCCAUGCCCGUGCUUCUUUCUCUGUGUCCAAGCCAUUGACCGUGCCCUGUCCCCGGCCCUGUGCCCAUCUCUCUUGCCGGUGGCGGGCGGCUGGGGCGGUGAGAGGUCGCUGGGUAGUCCUGGGUGACGACGGAGUAGGGGGUGUGCGGGCUGUAGGCCCAUGGCCGGCCUGGCCAGGUGUGGCCUGAGGACUCUGGACCACCCUGAUCCAUCCUGAUUGACCACAGCCGCGGGCCACCGUGGGCCUGGGAAUGUAGUCUGGAAACCAUGGCACGGCCCAUCGGAAUGGGCCCAGGUCAAACAGAAACGGCUAGGCAGGGGGCUCAGGAUUUUUCCUUCCCCCCUCUUAUGUCUGAGCCUUCUCGCAGGUCUGUGGCCCUGGACCCCCCACAGGUGGGGGAAUCUUGAGGGGCCGGGCAGGGGGCUGAAGCCUCUCCCCCCCCAACCCCAUGUCUAUGGCCCCAGGUCCAGCCCUCGGAAUGCCCCAGUGCAGCCCCCACAGGCAGGGGUGACCUUGGGGGCCAGGGGGUUCCAUUACUGCUCCGGGGGUCU
Messenger RNA from Ornithorhynchus anatinus (platypus), 2214 nucleotides. RefSeq names its product C-X-C chemokine receptor type 1-like. Lineage: Eukaryota; Metazoa; Chordata; Mammalia; Monotremata; Ornithorhynchidae. The coding region runs from base 61 to 1125 and encodes 354 amino acids. Gene Ontology annotation, molecular function: C-X-C chemokine receptor activity. Gene Ontology annotation, biological process: neutrophil chemotaxis; immune response; G protein-coupled receptor signaling pathway. The transcript has a single exon. Gene Ontology annotation, cellular component: membrane. The record is from RefSeq and is a predicted model, not a curated record.